GAGUGUUAGGAUUACAGGCGUGAGCCACCGCGCCCGGCCUACUUUGAUUUUCCUUUAAGAAAAGCAAAAUUUAUGGAAAUCAAACUGGUUUUGACUCAGGAGCCACAAGAAGAAUUUCCACUCCUGGGGGAAUAUGAAUCAUCGGCCCUGACGCCCUGCCUUCGACCUCAACUCCAGCAGAGACAGAAAUCAUAGUCUCGUCUCGCAAACGAGGCCUCAGGCUAGAGGAGGUGUUUCUUCAAUGAGUCGCACUGAGCAGAUGUCCACGGACCGCGCAGCAGGCCAGAGGCUGGCACUGACGUCUGUGUAGGGCCAGCUUCACAGGGGAGGAGACUGCAGCCCAGGAAGAGACGGGGUCUCACUGUGUUGCCGAGGCUGGUCACGCAGCAGUGCGGUUUGAUAAGUGCCAUGACAGGCAGGUUCUGCUACAUGCUAAGUGCUCAAUGACUGUUUACGCUAUGUUUCAGGAUUUCCCACCAGUGCUUUUGUCUGUGUACACUGCCUGAGGCCUUUGGUACCCUCAAAUCCUUUCUACAGUUAAGCAACAGGAAGCAGAGAAACCGGCAGGGACGGGACCCUGGGGCGCUCUCCUUUAUCCUUGGUCAUAAUUGUCCAACUUCAAAAUAAAUUCUCUAACACCCCUAGUCAUCAGGCUUAUCAUACUAUCAAAGGGUGUUUGAUGUUUUCGGCUUAAGUGAUAAAAAAAAAAUAGUACUCAAGGAGGAAGCAGCUCGCGUUGCGCUGUGAGUAGCAGGCAAGCCCAGCACCAGAGCCGAGUAGUGGAGACUGGGCUCACCUGCGUCAGCCUCGGGACGGCACCUGCAUCACUCAAAACCGAGAAUGUUCUGAGUGCACAGAAUGUGGAGAUGCGUGUCCAUGGGCCGGUGUCGGUUGGUCCACGCAGAGACCCCGUGAUACUAAGAUUGCCACGUGAAGCGCAGAGGAGCUGCACCGUGGACUUUAACAGGGCUCCCCACCUGCGGCACUCCGGCGGGUCUACACUGAGAACAAUGGAGACAAUGAAGAAAGGAAAAAGGAGUUUUAGCACCCAGAUCUAGAUUGUUCUAUCCUUAAAGUACCUAAGGCUGUUAUAAACACACAUCUAAACUACCUGACUUCUGUAACAGUCUAGAUGGGAAAUCAGACAAGGAAUUGAGAAGUUUUCAAAAAUUCAAAUGAAGAAAACCGAAAAUGCAUGAAAUUCCAUCUGAAGUCAGCUAGAGACUUGGGUACCACCUGUUGUGCUUAAGUCCAUUUAACGCAAUGCAACACAAAUGGAAUGUGUUGUUCAUAACGUGCAUGUAAAGCUUCCUACUAAAUUGUGUAAAUCUGUACAAAAUGGGCUUUCCGCGGUCGUCCCACUGUCGAUAAAAUGAAGUUUUUAAAAAUGCCAUUAUUUUGCUGAUUAAAUAACCCUAACUUCAAACAGUUCCGUUUUCAUUUAAAGGGGAGUGGUUUCCCGAACGGCAUUCGGUCAGAACAGGUGCUAUCAUGUUCACGACAUUCAAGCCAUUGGGUUUUUACAUCCCCACCAGAGCUAAUCAGAAGGCGUUUUCUCUCUUUCUACCUGUCCCCCCCAUCGGAAGCCCGUGUGACGCUUCUCUUCUCGGUAUGUUUUACAACUCAUUAGUUGUUGGCAUCCUCUACAGCGUCCUGGCCAAAAAACGAUUCAUUCUCUCUUUGAGCACAAUUAGCUGUGAAAACAGAUCUUAGGCCGGACCCCCUCCCUCCCCCGAGGAUUACCGAGGGUAGGAAAUGCAGGCGAUUAUCGGAGUUUGCCUUUGAUACAGACAUCCUGCUCUGCUGCUGGCCCUUUGAACUGACUUUGAUACGCAGUAAUUAAGAGGGAUUCAACCCCUUGGAGGAGAAGGCGCGUGGCCCUGCCCCUUCUCUCCUUCUACUGAGCCUUCGUUUUGAACUAUCGAUCAAACAGAUUUGUGGGGAUUUGUCGAAGCCUGUGUGGGCUGAGGAGGGGAGGGGCAGGGUGGGGGAGAGCUGAGGGCACAUCUGCCUAUAAAUCGUUUAAGAGAGAACCUGCCGGCCACACCUGACUCCCGAGCACCUUACUCAGACUAAGAUUUGCUUCUCUUUCAGAAAGAGCCGGUUGCAGAGGACUGGCCGGGUGGCCAGUGUGGCGGGGGCUCUGCCGUGGGUUUGGAGCAGCGUGGGGGACAGUGUGCGCGCCCUGGAGCAGCCGUGGCGGCGAGGGAUGGUGGCGGCGGUGCUGCUGGGGCUCGGCUGGCUCUGCUCCCCGCUGGGCGCCCUGGUCCUGGACUUCAACAGCAUCAGGAGCUCUGCCGACCUGCACGGGGCUCGGAAGGGUCCACGGUGCUUGUCCGACAAAGACUGCAGGACUGGAAAAUUCUGCCUCAUGCCUCAAGAUGGGAAGCCAUUCUGCGCUGCCUGCCGCGGGUUGUGGAGGAGGUGCCAGCGCCACGCCAUGUGCUGCCCCGGCACGCUCUGCGCGCAUGAUGUCUGUACCACGAUGGAAGGUGCAAGCCCCACGUUGGAACCACAGACCUACGACCAAGACGGCACACAUACAAAAGAAACAACUGAUCACCCCAUUCAGGAAAACAAACCCAAGAGGAAGCCAAACAAUAAGAAAUCACAAGGAAGUCAGGGACAAGAGGGAGAAAGCUGUCUUAGAACUUUCGACUGUGGCCCUGGACUUUGCUGUGCUCGUCAUUUUUGGACUAAAAUUUGUAAGCCAGUCCUCUUGGAGGGACAGGUCUGCUCCAGGAGAGGGCAUAAAGACUCUGCUCAAGCUCCGGAAAUCUUCCAGCGUUGUGACUGUGGCCCUGGACUGUUAUGCAGAAGCCAAGCGACCGGCAACAGACAACAUGCUCGGUUAAGAGUAUGCCAGAAAAUAUAAAAAACUAAAUAUUUUGGAAUAAGGGAUCCUCAUUGUAUUUAAAGAGUAUCCAAUAUUAAUUUUAAAAUAUUUCCAUACAAUCAUCUCUUAAAAUCAAAUCUUGUAGCGACAGAAAUAGAAUGAAACUAGAGACUUGUGAAAUGCUGGCUUGUGAUGAAUGGAGAGUAGUGUCGGCCUUUCGUUGAUUCUCCACAAAACUGAUGUAUGUGAUUCUAUAGCAAAAAAUUUAAUUCUCAUCUAGUGACUUAAUUAGUGCAAAUAAAUCUUUCUUUGAAAUUGUAUAUGCUUAAAGUGUACAGUGUGAUGUUUCGAUAUACAUGCAGUGAACAGAUCACUAGUCACACUGACGAGUAUCUCCGUCUCCAAAAAAGUCUUUGAUUUCUGGUGAAGAGCUGGCACCUGACAGUAUCUCUGGGGGAAAAAAAUGAUGGUAUCUGAACUUAAAGUAAAUUAAUUCUUAUAUCUUACCAGGGAAAAUUAUCAUAGCAAAUGCUAUAUUUUUCCUUAAAAAUGCUAUUAUUUCCCUUCCUUUUUUAGAAGGGAAAUGACAUUUCACUACAAAAUAAUUUGGCUAACAAAGAAGUAAGAUUCAAAAGGCAACCUUAUGUUUGUAUAGUCCUUUGUAAGUCACAAAGCAUUUGCACACACUUUGUUUUCAAUAGCUUUACUUUAUCAUUUAAUAACUUUUUACAUCUUAUAUUUAUAUAAUUUUUAUAGCUUUUCAAGGAAUGUUUUUACCUAUAUAUUUUGACCAUUUGUACUUAAAAGUUUCCUCAGAGAAUUCAGGCAAAAAAAAUGACAUUUUUAUUUAUUUGACAUUUAAAAGGCCAUAUUUUGUGCAUCUUAGAAGUAGUUUUGCUUAGGAAAGCUCUAAUAAGAGUACAAUUAAUUGCUACGGAUUUCAUUUAAGAGAUAAACUACACAUCUGUUCUUUUAUUUAAGUUAUAAAUAAAUAUUACAAAAUCAAAUAUGGGCCCAUCAAAAAAUUAAACUUAUGAAAGUCCCUAAUUUCAUCUUCCAGAGACUAACAUCUUGCAGAGGGUGUACCUUAAUUGAUAUUAGUCAAUUUAUCAUCAGUAAAUAGGAGAAAAGGUACUAGGGUGAUGUAGUUAUAGCACAGAACGGAAUACAAUAAAAUUUCCCACUAAGAUCUGUUCUCAUCUCCUCUCUCACUUCUCUACUAAACC
Molecule: messenger RNA, 4062 nt
Organism: Microcebus murinus (gray mouse lemur)
Lineage: Eukaryota; Metazoa; Chordata; Mammalia; Primates; Cheirogaleidae
Source: RefSeq, a predicted model, not a curated record